Molecule: messenger RNA, 1355 nt
Organism: Solanum lycopersicum (tomato)
Lineage: Eukaryota; Viridiplantae; Streptophyta; Magnoliopsida; Solanales; Solanaceae
Biological process (GO): tRNA modification
Molecular function (GO): RNA binding
Source: RefSeq, a predicted model, not a curated record
CUUCAAAAUACAUAGGAUUGGCUAUAGGAGAAAUGGAGCAAACAAAAGGUUGCUGACAGAAAACCAGAAGAAGAAGAAUAAAUGGCUGAAGAUGAAGGGAGAACUGCAGAAGGAGAAGGAGAAAAAAUUGAAGAGAUGAAGCCAUGGGAGCAGCAUUCUUCUGUGAUAAGCAUCCCUCGUUUCGAUUACAACGCUUCUUCUUCCUUACUCCGCCAUUCGCAUUCUGGGUUUCUCAUUACAUGCCCAAUCAAAAGGGAAAAAAGUGCAACGAAAGAAGCUAUAAGUAUCCUUGAAAAGUAUAUUGUUUCAAAUCAUGAUGCUAAGCGAAGGAAAACAUGUGUAGAUGAUGUUAAUGAAGAAUGUAAAGGAUCAAGAGAAGGCGCAGCUAAUGAACAUGUGAAUUCGGAAUCUGGUACCUCUAUGGAGAAAAGUGACAUUCUCUCACUUGUUAAGUUAACGAGAAGCGGAUUAGUUCUCCUUAAACUUCCAUUCGACAAGUCUCCAGCAGUUGUUGACAUUGUUUCACAGAUUUUUCAAUCCCUAGAAUCUGGAAUAUUGAAGUCUCCUCUUUGGUGCAAUCGGAUAUUACCAAUUCAAGGUACAUGCUGUUUAGAUGAGAAGGAACUUAAGAAGAUUGUGACAAAGCUUGUUGAGCAGUUUAUGAACAAUAGGCAGGAGACAGGAGACACUGUUAAGUUUGCAGUUGGGUAUAACAGGAGAGGGAUUGAAGAAACCGAGAUGAAGAAUCUAAGAAACACUUCCAGUGAUCCUGAUAUAUUUGCUUUGUUGGAUCGCAACAAAUGCUUUAGCGUCGUAGCAGCAGCAGUGAAAGAAGUCGUCCCAGAUUCGAUAGUGGAUUUGAAAGAUCCAGAGAUCUGUGUGCUUGUUGAGGUACUUCCAUUGUCUGGAGUACCAGAUAGGACAGCCAUAGUUGGUGUAUCAGUUCUUCCUCGAGCACUUGUUACUACGAAGCCUCGACUCUGCAUCAAGGCCUUAGUCUCGGAUACAAAAGAAACGAAUAAGAAGAAAAGAUAACGGUCUCUUCAAGAACAGGACGUAUAUUUGAAACUUUCUGUCCGUUUUUGUUAUUUUGCUAGUAGAGAUUCUUAUGCUAGUAAGAGUAUGGAGAACUGAUAGUACUUAUCAUUUUUAUUUGUGUUUAAUUACAACUCGGUGUAUGUCCUACUGUACUCUCUCCAGACAUAGAUAUCGUUAGUUCUUGUUUAAGCUUGAAGUUAGUAAUAUAAAUUUAGGGGUGUCAAAAAUGAAUCCAAACAUAGGUAACCCGCCCAGAAUUUUACGGAUUCAAUAUAAUUUGAAUUGGGUUCAAUCUCAAUUCAUUCAGACUUGACUCA